AUGUAUUCAAAUAAUUGCUUGAUUGGCCUUGAACAUGAUGAACUAGAGGAAAAUCCACAGACAAAAAUCACAACACCACCAUUGUCUGAAUUAUUAGUUAAUAUAGAAGAAAAUAAAAUUGAUUUGAUUGAUUUAUUAGAAAAAUACUGUAAAAAACCAACCACUAAAAAAUACAACUUGGCUCAUAGUUAUAUUUUAGACUUAUCAAAUACAUUAUCAAUUUCACUUUCAAACAUUAAACAAGAGUUUAAUCAACAAGCAUGGCAAGAUCUUCUAAAAGAUAAACCAAAAUUUUUUAGAAACAUCAACUAUUAUAGAGAAAUUGAUACCAUUUUGGACCAUCUAUUUGGAUCAAAAGACAAUAAAGAUACAAUAAAUCUUGAGGAAGCUUGUAAGAGAUGGAUAAACUUAAGAUCGUUAAGUCUGCCUGUAUAUAAUAGCAACUUUUCAUAUGAAAAAAGUGAUUGGAACCGAGUUAUUUUUUGGGUUGAACGUGCAACUGGUCUUGAUGCAUUUGAAGCAGAAGCAAAUCCUAUAUUACAGACAAAUUGUGGUGAGCGUGAGUGGUCUGGAGAAUACAUUUACCCAAUUUUCAAAGGUGCUUUUACAUUAAAUCGAUUUUGCAGAGUACCAUGGGGAGAAGUAACUUCCAAAACCAGUCAAGAACGAAAGAAUUCAUCAGUUAAUGUUAUGGAACAACAAGUAAAACGUGGCCAUCAGAUGGAUAUUUUAUGUAUUGCUGGUACUUAUGAAGUCUUUUGUGGUUAUGUGUGUGGAAGUGCAUCUUACACUGAUUUAACCAAGUUGUCAAAUGAUGAAUUUGAUCUAAUACGAGGUUUAAAAGACAUGUUGAGUCAUAUGAUAAAUAAAUUUGAUUCAGAACAAAAUUUAUAUACAUUAGGAUUUGAGGUAAAUAUGAGUUUUAAAGCUAAUUCUGUUAAUUGCUGGUUGACUUGA
Entrophospora sp. SA101 is the source of this 957-nucleotide messenger RNA. The record is from the annotation of a GenBank genome assembly. Lineage: Eukaryota; Fungi; Glomeromycota; Glomeromycetes; Entrophosporales; Entrophosporaceae.